Messenger RNA from Arvicanthis niloticus (Nile rat), 2625 nucleotides. The record is from RefSeq and is a predicted model, not a curated record. Lineage: Eukaryota; Metazoa; Chordata; Mammalia; Rodentia; Muridae.
ACACUCAACUGUUUUAGAAGAGCAGUUUCCCAGAUUUCUCCUUGAAGCUGUGACUGGCUACAGUACAGCCAAGAGCAAGAGGAAAGGGCUACCUGUGAGCAAAUGCCUGCCUCAGUCUCACCCUGUGUGGCGUUCAUGCAGCUGUGGCUGACUCUACUGGUUGUGCCCCCUGUCGAUGGACAACAUGCUUUCCUGAUACUGCGAGCUCCACCUCCUGUGUUCGAAGGAGACUCUGUGGUUCUGAGGUGCCAUGGAAAGGAACACAUAGCCCCAAAGACCCUGACAUUUUACAAGAAUGAUCAAGCUCUGGAAUUAUCUCGUCCAAGUUCUGAGCUCUAUAUUCGUCAUGUAAAUCUGCAGGACAACGAUGAAUACAAAUGCACUCACAAGAAGCCGUGGUCUUGGGGAAACAUCAUUUCUUCCAAUAUGGUCAAAGUUCAAGUCCAAGAGUUAUUCCCACACCCUGUGCUGAUGGUCAGACCUCCUCAACCCAUAGAUGGAAGCCCAGUGACCCUGACCUGUCAGACCCAGCUCCCUGCACAGAGGUCAGAUGUCCAGCUCCAGUUCUGUUUCUUCAGAAACUACCAGGCUCUGGGGUCAGGCUGCAGCAGCUCCUCAGAGUUUCACAUUCCUGCCAUAUGGACUGAAGAUUCAAUGUGGUACCAGUGCAAGGCAGAAACAAAGAAUUCCCAAGUUGGAAAACAAAGUAUCGAGUUCAAAAUUCCAGUGCAGAGAGCUUUUGCGGACUUCCAAACACGCAUCGUCCCAGCCUCACAGUCGGUGUUUGAAGGGCAGUUGCUGUUACUCAACUGCUCAAUAAAAGGAGUCCCAGGACCCCUCAAAUUCUCCUGGUAUAAAAGGGAAAUGCCGAAUAAAGAAACAAAGAUUCUUAAGUCCUCAGAAGCAGAACUCAAGAUCUCCAAAGUGAACAUCGGUGACGCCGGGGAGUAUUACUGUGAGGCUAACAACAGCCGCCGAAGUUUUGUCAGCAAGGCAGUUCCCAUCACCGUAAAAGUUCCAGUAUCUCAACCAGUUCUCAACCUAAGCACCGGCAGGACCCGGGCCCAUGAGGGAGACUUGAUGACACUUCAUUGUCAAUCCCAGAGGGGCUCUCCAUACAUCCUGUAUGAGUUUUACUAUGAGAAUGUCUCCCUGGGGAACAGCUCUACACUCUCCGGAGGAGGAGCAUCCUUCAAUUUCUCUAUGAGCACAGAGCGAUCUGGAAACUACUACUGCACAGCAGACAAUGGCCUGGGAGCCCAGCGCAGUGAGGCUAUGUGGAUCUCUGUCUUGGACAUGACAAAGAACAGAAGCAUUCCUGUGGCCGCCGGAAUCACUGUGGGACUGCUCAUCACGGCUGUUGGAGUGUUUCUGUUUUAUUGCUGGUUCUCUAGAAAAGCAGGGGGAGAGCCUGCCUCUGAUGACUCCAGGAGUCCUUCAGAUUCAGAACCCCAGGAGCCCACCUAUUACAACGUACCAGCCUGUAUAGAACUGCAGCCAGUGUACAGCAAUGACCCUAAAGAAAACGUGAUUUACACAGAAGUACGGAGAACUCAACCGAGACGGAAACAUGCAGUUCAGGAGUCUGAAAGCCCAAGAUCAAGAUGCCAGAUGGCUGAGAAAAACUAGGACAUGUCUCCUCCAAGAUCCCCAAGAAUAACAUGUGUCUGACUCCCACAGCACCCUGUAGUUCUGGCCAAUCAUCUCAGUUUUCGGGGGUGGGGGUUGUGGACUAUGCCCCAAUGCCCUCCAUCUUUUAAAGGAAGAAUCUCAGGUUCCAAUCUUGUCCUCAGUGCUUCAGACCCAAAUCUCUAAAAUCUCACAUUAUUUAGUAACAGAUUUGGUGGCACACUCCUGACAAAGUUAAGCCAAGAACCCCCGAGGUAUAUGGUAAACUAGAAGACAUCUGUUUACCAUCCUCUGAAUGAGAAGAGCCGCAAUAAGAAAAAUAAACACUUCUGAAGAGAAAGGAAGAGAAAAAGGUUUUAAAUGCACCAAGAUAAUGUUUAAAUACCAGAAACUGGAGAGGAAAAGACAGGUAAUGCGUGGGAAACAUCCAACCUAAACACAGAUCCAACAGCAUGGCUCUGGCGUGGAGAGGGUAAACAGACUUCUCAAAAGCUAAAGGAAGCUGCCCUGGUGAGGGAAAACUGGCCGUCCUGCCCUCAGAGCAAAUCCUCAGCCCUCACAAGCCUCAAAGCCAGUGGCAGUUUUUGUGAGACAGGAAUCACACCCAGGCUCUGUGUGACUCAGAGCAGAAGCAACCUGGUUUGAAUGAGAAUCUACAGGCUUGUGGAUUUGAAUUCUUGGACCCCAGCUGCUAGCACAUUUUGGAGAGGUGUGAAACUUUGCUAGAGAAAGCAUACCCCUGGAGAUAGGCUUAGUUAAGAGUGUAGCCUCGCCUGCUUCUGUUUUACCCUCAGCUCUCUGUCUGAGGUUGAGGAUUUAAUCGCCUCUGAAACCCGUCUGGCUGCCUCUGCUCUGCCUUGCACCCAUUAUGGACUCUUCCUUUGAAACCAGAAGCCAGAACCAACACUUCCCUUCCUAAGUUGCUGCUGCCUGUGGCGUUUCCCUCACAGCAACAGAAAAAUGUCUGAUCCAGACAUUGGCACAAAAGGUGGGUAC